Messenger RNA from Pocillopora meandrina, 3226 nucleotides. Lineage: Eukaryota; Metazoa; Cnidaria; Anthozoa; Scleractinia; Pocilloporidae. The record is from the annotation of a GenBank genome assembly.
UUAACUAGUGUUUUAUUUUUAGGUGCCUGUUCGCUGCAUCGAGCCGUGGUCUUCUACCGGCAUGUCUCUAAUUCUAACAAGUCCACUCUCCGUUGGUUGCAUCAAUAUAAAGCACGAUUCUCUAGAGUCAAGCCCAAAGAACGUCUUUUGAGUGAUUCAUAUGGCCAGCCUAAAAGUACUAGUGCUUGUCAAAGCAAGGUGGGUCCAGCAUGUUCUUAGGUUUUUUCGUAAUCAAGUUUCGGGGGAGGUAAAGGUAAACUUUAACGUGGACAAGUUAAGAAAAUUUACUACGCUUUGUAAUUAAGGUGAUCUCCGAUCUCUAGCCCUAAGCGUGUAACCUGUGUUUUUCAAAGGUGGUUCAGUUAGUUGCGAGACUGUAAAGAUCCAAACGACAGAUGCUGAGGUCCUGUCGCCAUGUUACCGGGAUUACAUAAUAUUAAUAUAUGUUAAUGAAGUCGAGACCAUCUUACACGAAAUUAGAGAUCACCGUAUUUUUGUGAAUAUUUCCAAAUUUUCUCAAUCUUUGCUAACAGUGAUAGAUCCAAGUGGCAAAUGAUUAAUUGAUACACGAUUCAGGAGAAUUAAUUUUUUCCGGAGAAUGUUUAGCACCUGGAAAGAAGAAUUUUUGCUUAAUAGAGUGCUGUACAGCUCUGUACAGCUUUGCACAGUUUUACUGAAAGUUUAAGUUAUCAGAGUAAACUUGAGCAAAGGGAAGAAAAAAAAAUUAGAUAGUUGGAGUUACUUGGGUUCAAGUUAACAGAUAGUAAAUGACUCGAAAAAUAGAGUAAAAUCCAAGGGAUCAAGGAUUUUGUUUGAGCAAGCAGGGGGUGCAAGUUAACGCAGUGAGCAGGUUCUACUGUAUUUGCUGACAUUAUGUACCCUUUCUUUUCAGCCAAAGUCAACUUCAGUGGCACUGAUUGGAAAGACAUCAUGUGGUGUAGAGACCCAGGAAGGUCUCUCUCAUGUAGAGGAGAAGAGUGAUGACACAGAGGAGGAGUGGGUGGAACAAAAACUUGAUUUGAAAAAAUUGCCAAGACAGUACAUGCAACUGUCGAAGAUCAGACUAACAGGUUUGUAUUCUUAAUUUAGUUGUGGGACCUUUUGCAAACUUCAGUGCAAGAUUAUUACAACUACAAAUUCAACUUAGAAUUUUGUUUGAUUUGGGCCUAGAAGAUGGGAAGUAACAGUGGGAGGGAUAAGGAAAGAGGUUUGUGUUACUAUUAAGUACUCCUAUAGUUCACUUUUUACCAGGCCAGAGUGGGUACAAGAGGGGGAGGGGAUGGGGAAAAAAAGUUUGUCUUUCUAUUUACUUCUCCAAUACAUGUACCGGUAGUUCACAUAGUAUUGUGAGUGUUUUUUAGUCAGAUGCAGUAAGUGUUAUUUCCAUUUUUGCUGUAGGUCUUGUGGUAAUCACAGAAAUGGCAGGAUAUGCCAUUGCACCAGGGGCCAUGAAUCUUAGUACUUUUCUUUGGGCUGGACUAGGAACAGGCCUCUGUUCAUCUUCGGCAAAUGCAUUUAACCAGGUAUACAUAUUUGAUUGCAAAUGCUUGAAAAAAAAGGUUUUUUAUUUCAAGUGUGUAAGUUGUGGUGGUCCUGUGUCAUCCAAUUUUUAUUUUUUUAUUCUCUUACAUUGACUCAAAAUCAGAUGAAAUUUGUUUGAUUGUUUUUUAAAGUGGCUAGAAGUUCCUUUUGACUCACAAAUGAGCCGCACACAAAACCGUGUUCUUGUCAGGGCCCGUUUGAGGUAAGCAUUGUAGCAUUCAAACAACACAAGAGUCAUCCCAUGACGAGGGGUCCCUCAUGUGUUCUUUAUUUUGAGAUCAGUUACGUCAUUGGUCACUUAUACAUGUUAUUUUUGCGUUUGUUUAUCCAUAGCCCUCUUCAUGUGGUGCUGUUUGCCAUGGCAACUGGUGUAAUGGGUGUUUCUGUAUUAACCAGUCAAGUCAAUGGAUUAACUGCUGCCCUGGGUUAGUACUACACUUAACUAAAUGUGACUUCACUUCACAUGGAGGUUUGACUUUAUUGAGCAUGUUGAAGGCAUGUUAGCGACUCUAAGUAAAAUUAUGACGUUGUAUUAUUUUGUUCUCUGACAGGGGCAGCCACCCUGAUACUCUACACAUCUGUCUACACCCCUAUGAAGCGUCUGAGUAUUGUGAAUACUUGGGUGGGGUCAGUAGUGGGAGCAUUGCCCCCCCUGAUGGGUUGGGCUGCUUGUACUGGAGGAAUAGAUGCUGGUGGAUUAGUGUUAGCAGGAAUUUUGUACUCUUGGCAGUUUCCACAUUUUAAUGCUUUGAGCUGGAAUCUCAGAGCUGAUUAUUCAAGAGGUAAUGGAUGAUCAUGUUAUUUCUCCACUAUUUUUAGAACCCAAAUUUACUUUCAAUGGAGAUUCUCAACCCUCAAACUCAAAUGAGUGACCAAUACAGAAUUUCUCCUUAAAAUAUUAAUUCAAAAUCAAGCAGACAAGUUAUGGGGACUAUUAGUUGAUCCAAUAACAAGUUCUCCUUACUUGCAUCAUGAGAGUUGUAUGGCAUAGAGUAAGGAGAAUUACUCAUUGGAUCUUGUAAGUGAAAGGGUCUAUAAGAGAAUCUAAGCAAUACAGUGCUCAGGGGUCCAAAGUAAUUUCUGAAUAUGAAAAAAGAAUAGGUGAACAUGUCAUAUACAUUUACUUACUUGCUGCUUUAUUAUUCUUUCCUACCAAGACUGGGUAACUUGAUCCUUUUUCUUUUGAUGUAGAAAACUUUUGAUAAUCAAUAUUAGUUUACUUUAUAACAGUGAUUAAGCCAAAGAGAACCCAAAACUUAUCUGCGCAUACAGCAUCUCUUUGUCCUUCAGCAGAUCAUAGUAAGCUUCCUGUGCCAUCAGCAAAUUUCCUAUCCUAAUUUUGUUUUGUUUUUCUUGUCUUACCAUAGCUGGUUAUCGCAUGAUGUGUGUAACAAAUGCACCCCUGUGCAGACGGGUGACAUUGAGACACUGUUUAGCAUUGGUUGGUCUUACAACACUUCUACCAGCAUGUGGAGUCACAACAUGGUGGCUGGCUUUGGACUCUUUACCUCUUAACUUUUGGAAUACUUAUUUAGGAUAUCAGUUUUAUAAAGACUCAGAUUCAAGGUCUGCAAGGAAACUUUUUCGGUUUAGUCUGAUUUACCUCCCGAUUCUCAUGCUUCUGAUUCUGUUUCACAAGAAGCCAAGGACAACACAGGAAGAGGGAAUUGUUCAAGUGACAUAG